UACAAGUAGUGUAUGUAUGGUUUUCUUUUAAUAUUCUUCGCGGACCAAUUUGGACUGACGAUAGAAAUUUCUCAGAUAGGGUGUUUCGUCGGAGGUGUAACACUUGCACCCAAGGAAAACACAUGGGUCGUAACGCCAGUGAAUCGGGCACCUCGUACAAUCGACUGGAGGAGGAUGAUGGGGCGGGCGUAGAGACAGUGCUAAAUUUUUACCGUUGGGUCGUUGAAGAGCUUCACGUGCACAAUAUAUCAGUUGGCUGGCUCGACACAGCAACGGACGUUGCUAAACAGAUAGCUAUACGUCAACAAGCUGGUAUUACUGUUUACCAUUCCAUCAGCGAAUUUUGGAGGAAUAUCAGAGUCGAACGACCGAUUGAAGACCACGAGUUGGUACUGAAGCUUUUUGUUCAGCAGCAGGCAUUCAGGACCGAAGUUUUUAGAUUCGGAUAUCAACGAAGCGAAUACCGAUACAAUUUUUUGAAAAAGUCCGGAAAUUUCUUCAUAAGAAAAGACCAAGUCCAAUGCAAUCCGCGUCUUGACGAACCGCCUAAAUUUGUCCAAAUCGCAGAUCCAAAUUUUCUAAUAACUGAGGAUGAACCGUUAAAUCCAGAAGUAGCCAAUCCAAUUUUUGCCUCCGAGCUCUUGUAUCGUAACAAGCGAGGCAGUUGGGUGCCCAGAAGCUGCCUGCUGAGAAAUAAGAAGUUUUAUAUGGGUAACAAUUUGCACCUUGUCACCAAAUGUUACUACAUGACAGACGAGCAAUUCGACAGCGAGAUAGGUCAAAUUACCAAUAAACGCCAUCGACGACGUUCCCGUUUGAAAUUAGUUGGUUCAGUGGACGAUUACCUUUUCUACACCGGCUGGCAUGGGGAUACUUUGCUGAGUGCACCUGAAAAAUAUGUGUUGGUGCUGCGCCCUGAGAAACGUCCUGCGUCCCUGAAAUUGGCCAGAGAGUCUUCGAUGCCCUACGAACCCAAAUAUUUCGUCAGUCGCAAUACUAACGUCAUCUAUCAGUGGUUCACCGCUAUGAGGCUGGCCAAGUACGGAAAAAUACUUAAAGAAAAUUACGAAACCUUCAAGCGCAAAUCAAAAGAGGGCAAUGCAUCUCCCGAGCGUUCUCCUGAGGAGGUAUCGGGCAAUCGCGUACCGAUGGAUUUUAGUCAUGGAGGUCCGGGGCGUAUAAUACAGGACCCCCAAGAGAUGGAAGGCAUGGAUCAGAACAGGAGCCGAAGAAUGGUAUAUCGUCGCGAUCAUCCCUCGGGAAUAACAAUAGCCAACGACGGCCAUUACACCACAAAGCUGUAUUACCACGCAAAUCUGGGCAGAGACGAAGCCGCGCAUUUAGUGACCAUGGCUGGUAAAGAUGGAGCGUUUUUGCUUCGAAAUAGCCAUUCGAAUUCCAAUAGCCUUGUGUUAACGUACACUCACAGGGGUCGGGCUCACCAUCAUUACGUCAAACCGUUGGAAAUCAGUAUGCAGGACGGCCAAAAAUGCGUCGUUGCCACGUUGGACGGGAUGACCAAAUUUUUUGAGGUCCACGAGUUGAUCGAGUUUUAUCGGUUAAAUCAAGGCACUUUAUAUUCUGUGCUGCGGUUUCCAAUAGAACGCAGUAGGAAAAAACGCGACGAUAAGACUCAGAGUCCCUGCAGCAGUUCCGCCCAAGAGGAGUCCUGCGUAUCGGAACAACAAAAUCUCGACUUUUCCGCUCAGAAGGCUGCAGAUAUCGCGGAACCACUAAAUCCCAAUAAUUGUCCGAUCUGUGGCGUCGUCCUUGGGUGGCAAGUUCCCGGUAAACCCGAGAAAUGCAGAAUAUGCUCGCCCCACAAAGAGCCAGAUUCCAAUCCGACAUGAUCUGCUCUCCGCUACUACUUUACGGCUAAUUUGGUCACUGACUUGCUGUGCGUUGCACCAAAAAGUAAUAUUUUCCUUUUUUUUUUCUUCAUUGAUUUUUCUAAGUAGAUCUCAAUAUUGUGUAAUCUUAGACAUAUAUCUAGUGGUUGUUUUCUAAGGAUUCUUGACGAUAAUCUGGUCCGUAGGAUGUGAUUGUAGUUUUUUUUUUUUGAGGAUUUUGAUGUCGCCUGUUUUUUAUGCAAGAGUUUAUCAAACACUGGCCAUUUUGUCAAAACAGGCAACUCUCGUCGGAUUUAAAUCAGAACCCAAAGACGAAACUUUCUGUACGAUUUCCUUUGGGUAAUAUCUCGUAAAUAUUUAGACACCACAUCGUUUAUAAUUUCCUUGUUUUUUCGUGUGUUUAUAAAGUCUUUAAAGUCAAUUAGUGUAACGAAUUAUUUUUCCGUCGAAUAUAUUUACCCUUAAAUACUGACACCGUCUUUUUUACCCGUAUAGUAGUUUUGUGCGGGUGACAAGCUCAGCAAUAUCCUUUUUUUUUACUAUCUCAACCCGAUAAACCGGAUAAAACAAAGUUGUGGCUGCAAAAAGCCGCUCAUAUUUUCCUUUUUGUGCUGAAGCCGUUUUGACGAUUUCCCUUUUGGAUAAAAAUACGAGAUUUGACUUUCGCAUGGAUUCGCAUUUAACGACUACGAAUGCGAAUAGUUGAAAUCCUUCAGUUUUCAGGGAUAUGUUUUGAUAGUCGUACGGUUCGUUAGAUUCAUUUUAGGAACGUAAGUUUAAGAUUGUAGCAUUAAGUAAUACUGGGAGCAUCAGAAAAGUAAAAAAAUUGUAAUUUUAAGGUAAGAGUUAGGUUAGACGGGCGUUGUUUUUGUCUUACCCUGUAACUUAAUAUCAACACGUUACUGUUCCAUCUGGCAAGAAAUUGAAAACCCAAAACGAAACAAAAACAAUCGCCAUACUUUGAUCUGCGCGUGUAUUACAAUAUGCUUUUUGUCAGUAUUAAUCUUUUCGAUACACAGGGUGACGUAUGAUAGAUAGGUAGUUGAUAAUCUCUCCAAUUUAAAAAGAAGUUUUAUAUAAUUGUCCCGGAAGGCUGUGGUUGCUUUCUGUUUUAGUGUGAUUUUAAAGGUGAUAACAUUUAUGUGUGAUAAUUUGGGUCUCGGUCAGGGAAAAUAUGGGAUUUUUUUAUGAAAAAAAAAAAAACACGUUGUAUAAGACUGCUCUAACUGAAACAAUCCUUUCAAAAACCACACAUUGAACUGUAAUUUUGUCACGCGAUAUUUCGCUGAGCUUGAUGUUUAAUUGGCGGAAAGCUCUCACGAGAAAUGGAAAAGCAAUACGAAUACCAGAAAAAUUCAAGUAGAUUGUGAUAUUUUUUUAGUUUGUAAAGAAUAUGAUAGGAAGUACAAAAAUCUGUAAACGGUGAUAGAAAACGUUUGGUAAAUUGUGUUGCAACUGCGCUUUUUCUAAUGUUCGGCAUCUCGGGCUGGUUUGAAAUAAAAGAUGGCCACGAUAUGGAACUUUUUGAGGUUACCCGGGGGGAAUCAAGGGCCAGUUUUGAAUACUUUUAAAUAUAAGAAUGACUGAACAGUCAGUAGGUCGGUGUCGAACUUUUUGAGUGUCGUUGCAAAGCUUCGUAUUAGAGAUACUUCAGUAUAUUUUUAUAAAUGUCAUUUCAGCGUUCAACUAUUUAAAUAUUCAUCAUUGUAAUCUCAUUCUUAUGCACAAAUUUGUAUUUCGUUUUUUAACCACUUUCAAUAGAACUAUGUAUUCGCUUGUAUUCCAUCGAGUAAAUUAAGUAAUAAAAGGACAUAAUCACAGAAGUAGUAACUUAGCUUAGAUAGUUAAGUGUAUCCUAUAAAAUGUAUUCUCUUCGUUUAUGUUAUCACAUUUCUUUUCUAUUUUUAUUGUUUAAUAUAUUCGACUCAUAC
Molecule: messenger RNA, 3781 nt
Organism: Cylas formicarius (sweet potato weevil)
Lineage: Eukaryota; Metazoa; Arthropoda; Insecta; Coleoptera; Brentidae
Product: growth factor receptor-bound protein 10-like
Exons: 10
Coding region: 123-1850 (575 amino acids)
Source: RefSeq, a predicted model, not a curated record